AUGGCAGAGCCGACCGAUGGUCAACUCAACGCCGCUAUAAAGGAAAUCCUUAAAGAUGCUGACUUAUCCAUUGUCACUGCCAAAACCGUUCGUAAAACUCUAGAAGAUCGCUUUAACAUUGACUUGUAUGACCGAAAGUCUAGCAUCGACAAGAUGAUAAUGAAGGUUUUGGAAUCUCGGGAAGACAAAUCCACUGAUUCUACUAGUGGGUCUGAAUCUGGUGACGAGAGUGGGAGCUGUCUUGAUGGAUCGGGUUCUCUUAAGCGCCGAAAAACUUUAGAUGAUAAAUAUGCUCGCACUAUUCAUGCUGAAGAAAAUGGGAUGAGGCGUCGCAAAGCUGCUCCAAAACCGAAACAGGAACGUACAUCCAAGAGUGGUGGUAGGAGUGGCGGUGGUUUCACAAAGCCUGUCAUGCUUUCUGACGAGCUGGCCGCUCACCUCGGCGAAACUGCUCUCUCUAGGGCCGAGCUUGUAAAGCGAUUUUGGCAGGAAGCAAGGGAAAAACAACUUUUUGACCCUGAAAACAAGCAAUUCGUCAUUUGCGAUGAGAGCUGGAAGAAACUGUUCGGAAAGAGUCGGUUUAAGAUGUUUGGCAUAUCGAAACUGUUGAAUCAGCAUAUUGUUAAAUAA
This is a messenger RNA of Hydatigera taeniaeformis, 630 nucleotides long. The record is from the annotation of a GenBank genome assembly. Lineage: Eukaryota; Metazoa; Platyhelminthes; Cestoda; Cyclophyllidea; Taeniidae.